Momordica charantia (bitter melon) is the source of this 1295-nucleotide messenger RNA. It is a transcript of the gene PER64, whose product is annotated as Peroxidase superfamily protein. Gene Ontology annotation, molecular function: peroxidase activity; heme binding. NCBI's taxonomy places the organism in Eukaryota, Viridiplantae, Streptophyta, Magnoliopsida, Cucurbitales, Cucurbitaceae. Gene Ontology annotation, biological process: hydrogen peroxide catabolic process; response to oxidative stress. The record is from RefSeq and is a predicted model, not a curated record.
UCCAUCCCCCAUUUAAAGCUCUAUCUUCAAUUAAAACUCAAAAAGCUUCAACCCCAUGUCUCUCUUCACCCUUCUUCUCCUUGCUUUCUCCUUCCUUCCCUCUCUCGACGCCUUGAGCUACCGCUUCUAUGACCACACAUGCCCCGAUCUCGAGUCAAUCGUCGCUAGAGAAGUCCACUUGGCCACCGUGAACGACAAGACCGUCCCAGCUGCACUGCUUCGAAUGCACUUCCAUGACUGUUUCAUUAGAGGUUGCGAUGGCUCUGUGCUUCUCGACUCGAAGGGGAAGAACACUGCAGAAAAAGAUGGUCCUCCCAAUAUAUCGCUGCAUGCUUUUUAUGUCAUUGACAAUGCCAAGAAAGCCAUCGAGUCGGUCUGCCCAAGCGUCGUUUCGUGCGCUGACAUCUUAGCCCUUGCUGCUCGUGACGCGGUUGUUUUGUCUGGAGGUCCUCAUUGGGAAGUCCCAAAAGGAAGAAAAGAUGGAAGAAUUUCAAAAGCAAUUGAAACCAGACAAUUGCCUGCUCCCACCUUCAACUUCUCUCAACUCCAACAAAGCUUCUCACAGAGAGGUCUUUCCAUAGAAGAUCUCGUUGCUCUCUCAGGCGGCCACACUCUUGGAUUCGCCCACUGCUCGUCGUUCCAAAACAGAAUCCACAACUUCAACUCCAGCCUCGACGUUGACCCGUCGCUGCAGCCAGCAUUCGCUGCCAGCCUCCGGAGCGCAUGUCCAGCGCACAACAAGGCGAAAAAUGCCGGCUCCGCCUUGGAUUCAACUUCGACGAGGUUCGACAAUGCAUAUUUCAAGCUAAUUCUUCAAGGGCGGAGCGUUUUCUCUUCUGAUCAAUCGCUGCUUUCGACCCCGAAAACAAAGGCUUUGGUGUCGAAGUUCGCCGACGAACAGCAGCGGUUCGAGAAGGCGUUUGUGAAGUCGAUGGUGAAGAUGAGCCGCAUCGCCGGCGCCGGAGAAGAGGUCCGGCUUAACUGCAGGGUGAUCAGAUGAAAAUUAAUGUAUGGAUCAUUUUGAUGAUCUCUCUGUUUCUUUAUUAUUUGGGUGGGAGUUAUUUCAGCUGAAGAGAGUGAUAAAGGAGAUGCUUGGCUUUGAAUUAUAUGAUACUAUAUAUUUAGUAUAUGAACAAGGUUUGUUGUUCAAAUUGAUUGGGUAACGGGUACAGUUUGUUUCUUUCGAGAAAUUGUUUAAUGGGGUUGGAUUUUUCUUCCUCUUAUUAUUUUCUUUUUCGAAAGUAAUGUAUGAAAGUGAAGGUUCAAAGCAAUACACAUGUAUUUUUAUGGGAGAA